CUGCGGCCGGCAACAGGCUUUCAGAACCAGUUCUGAAGUUGAUGCGAAGCAGUGGAGGUUGUUCUGGGCUUGCCUCCUGGUGUGCUUGCACUUACCAGAACUCCAGUAGUUUAUUUGUGAAUGACUUGUGUUGGAAAUAACCCACUUUACAUUACUUAAGUACAAUAGCAUCACUAGACUAAAGUUUUCCUGAUGUCAACCUUCUCAGAGUUAAACAAUGGGCAGAACUUCUUAGCCCAGUGGAUGAGCAAUUCUUCUCGAGCUGGGGUCAUAUUAAAUCGUGAAUUUCCUAUUCUGGAAGCAGACAAAGAGAAGCAAGCAGCCCUGAACAUUUUUACCAGCUUUUCUGUUAAAGCCACAGAUUUCUCAAAUAGCUUCAGCUUUGCAAGUGAAGAAGAUUCACUUGAAGGACAGAAACUGGAUUCCAACAGCCCUUACAAACUCCAAUCAGAUAUGCCCGAAACACAUCCAGUCUUUGUAUUAACCAAAAAGGAGCCCCAGGUUGUGGCAUGUCCAGAUGCUCCAGGACACUGGGAAGGUACCAACAAUGACUUUACCUCAGAGCCUGUCAGUGAUUCCAAAGAAGUGGCUUAUAAAGACCCACUUUUUAAAAAGCUUGAACAGCUGAAAGAGGAACAACAGAAGAAGCAACAGCAACUGAAGAGGCAACAGUUAGAGCAACUGCAGAGACUCAUGGAGGAACAAGAGAAGCUGCUCACUAUGGUGUCUGGGCCACACAAACUGCCAGCUGUAACUCUACUUCCUAAUGAUCAGAACCAAAAGAAUAGACCUCCAGAAAAUCCUACUGCUGUAGAGAAAGCCACAGCUUCUUUACCAUCAUAUAUUUACCAGAAUCAAAACCAAGAAAAGAUGCACUCUUCCAACAUGUUUUUCGAUGAACAGAACAACGUUUGUAGAAUUACUCAUCAAGAUCUUGUCCCAUCUUCAAAAAAUGAUGCAUCUAAUUCAUUUUAUGUGGGAAAACAUCAAGAAACACUUGUGAAAAAUAAUACAAAGGAAGAAAACCAUAACCAUCCUACAGGACAAAGCAUUUUACCAUGUUGGGAGGAAAUGAUGGAGCAGAUGCAAGAAGGGGAUGAUAUGAAUGUAGUAAAAUCUGGUGAUUCUUCAGAAGUGGUUAAUAUUGAAGAAAGGCCUAUUAAAGCUGCUACUAGAGAGAGAAAGCAGACAUUUGAAGACUACUUAGAAGAACAAAUUUGGUUGGAAGAACAAGAACUGAAAAAAAGACAGCUAAGGGAAGCAGAAGGAUCAUUGCUAAUGAAAGCAAAACCUAAACAACCAUUCUUGAAGCGAGGGGAAGGUUUAGCUAGGUUCACCAAUGCCAAAUCUAAGCUUCAGAAAGGGAGAGAAGGCACACUAGCAACUAACAUUUCAGAGGACCAACCUGGGUUUAAAGUAGACAGACAGCAAUUCCAGCGGAAGACUGCUCUUAUAAGUAAAGAACUGUGUAUAGAGAACCCUCCUGUUAAAAAGAACAAUAAAGCUAGAAUGAAGAGUGGCUCUGUCCCAUUUAAUCAGAAGCCAAGAGUACUUAUGAAGAAUAAUAGAAAAAGUCUUUCUCCAUCAGGCUUGAAAAUGCCAAUAGCUAAGAAAUCUGAACGGCAAUUUAGAGGCCAGAUUAAAUCAGAAAAACUUAUUGAAUCUAGUAAUAAAGAAAAUGUACCUGAGUGUACAAAACCUUGUGACAGUAGUUGCAAAGUCUGGAAUACGAUACGAGGUAAAGACAAGCCUCUUCCUGUGGCGACAGGCAGCGGUGUGGCUUCUAAGAGCCGGAUAAGCCAGACUGUGAAAGAGUCAGAGUCUUCUCUGGACCUUUCUCUGCAGAAGAAGUUAGAGAAUUGGGAACGAGAAAAAGAGAAGGAAAAUUUGGAAUUAGAUGAAUUUCUGUUUUUAGAACAAGCUGCUGAUGAAAUCUCAUUUUCCAGUAAUUCCUCUUUUGUACUGAAGAUCUUAGAGAGGGAUCAGCAGAUCUGCAAAGGGCACCGGCUAUCUUCCACCCCUGUCAAAACUGUGCCACAGGAGAACAAGACAUCAGAUCGCACUAAUCAGUGCAAUCAGAAUGCUGAUCGAGACUCUGCUGAGUGUGGAAGUAAGAGUGACUGUAAGGUCACACCCAUACAACUUGAUUCAGUACCCUUAUCUGAUGGAUUGAGGGAACAGUCUCCCAGAGUCAGCAGGAAAGAACCCCAGAUGAGCACUUGUGAAAAUCAAACUGGAUGGAGUGCAAGUGAUGAUGAGGGUGUUAUGAAUAGCGACAGUAGCACUGACUCUGAGGAACAACUUAAUGUUACCAUAAAGCCAGCUGAGGAUAAAGAAAGGGCCUUUAACGGCAGAGAAGAUAGCCCACAAACCUCUGAUGCUAAGGCACCAGUUAGAGACAAUGGUGGGACCCAAGAAGGUAAAAGGAAAGAUGUUGAUCUAGAUUUGUCUGAUAAAGACUACAGUAGUGAUGAAUCUAUUAUAACAGAAAGCUUGAAAAACAAGAUUUCACAGUCCUCAAGAACAUCUUUAUCGGUAAGUACCAACAAUAUUGACUUUGAUGAUGAAAGAACUUGGACUGACCUGGAAGAAAGUUCUUUUAAGAGUGAUGUUAUUCUUGGAAAUGAAGCCAUUUAUGGCACUCUUCAGACAACCCACCCUAAGAAAAGUGAGCUGUGUGUGCCAGAUAAAACAAUAAAGAGGAAGGUUGCACCAGUCAAGAAGGGAGAAGACUUGAGCAGAUUCAGUAGGAGCACCAGUCCUCCUCCUCCAUCAGAGCUGAUGAUGAAGUAUUUCCCUUCUUUGAAACCCAAACCAAGAUCAGAUUCACACUUGGGAAAUGAAUCCAAGUUAAAUACAAGUGAAGACCAACCACCUGGUGACAGUGCUCGAUCUCAAGUUUUGAGAGAGAAAGUUAUUGAAUUGGAGACAGAAAUAGAAAAAUUUAAAUUUGAAAACACAGCUUUAGCUAAACUUCGCACUGAACAAGAAAACUGUAUGGAAAAACUCAGGAAAGAAAUUGCAGACUUUGAACAACAGAAAGCAAAGGAGUUGACUCGAAUAGAAGAGUUUAAAAGGGAAGAAAUGAGAAAGCUACAAAAGGAACGCAAAGUUUUUGAAAAGUAUACUGCAAUUGCAAGAGCUUUUCCAGAUAAAAAGGAACGUGGAGAAAUACAGUCUUUGAAACAGCAGAUAGCAGAUUUACAGGAAGAAUUGAAAAGAAAGGAAGCAAAAUGGUCAAGUACACAUGGUCGUCUUAGAAGCCAGAUUGAAAUGCUGGUCAAAGAGAACACAGACCUCCGGGAAGAAAUCAAAGUGAUGGAAAGAUUCCGACUAGAUGCCUGGAAGAGAGCAGAAGCUACUGAGAAUAGCACCAAGAACUCUUCAGUUCGCUUUCAAAGCAGUCAGAGUUCUUCAGGAACCCAGGUAGAAAAAUACAAGAGGAAUUAUUUGCCAUCACAAGAUAAGCUACCUCGAAAAUCCAAACCUGUGCCUUCUCGGGAUUUGGGAAGUUUGGAUAAAGGGCAGAUUGCCUCACCCAGGGAGCCCCCAGAACCAGCUGACUUCCCAGAUCGAGACUACAAAGAUGAUGAUGAAAAAGAGGACGAAGAAGAAGAAAUUCAGGGAGAAAUCAGUUAUCCUGAUGGAAAGAUAGAGAAGGUUUAUACGAAUGGGUGUCAUGUCAUACUGUUUCCAAAUGGCACUCAGAAAGCAGUGAGCGCAGACAAGAGGAGUGUCACCGUCACCUUCUUUAAUGGUGAUGUGAAGCGGGUCCUGCCGGAUGAAAGUGUGAUCUACUACUACGCAGCAGCACAGACCACUCACACCACCUACCCUGAAGGGCUGGAGGUCCUGCACUUCUCAAGUGGACAAAUAGAAAAGCAUUUCCCAGAUGGAAGGAAGGAAAUCACAUUUCCUGAUCAGACGAUCAAAAACAUAUUUGCCGAUGGACAAGAAGAAAGCAUUUUCCCAGAUGGUACAAUUGUCCGAGUACAACGAGAUGGCAACAAAAUCAUAGAAUUUAACAAUGGCCAACGAGAACUCCAUACUGCUCAGUUCAAAAGAAGGGAAUACCCAGAUGGUACUGUUAAAACUGUAUAUGCAAAUGGUCAUCAGGAAACAAAAUACACAUCAGGCAGAGUAAGAGUUAAAGACAAAGAUGGUAAAGUUCUAAUGGACACAAAGCUGUAAUGUGCCUUGACCCUAAUCAUGAAAUAACACUAACUUGAUUUUCUUGGUAAAAGAAUGUACAUUUCUUGUGGAUUCUGUUUAAUUUAUACAUACUGUGUGAAUGUUCAUGUAUAUGUGCAUACAAAUGGAAGAUUGGAUCUAAAAUAAAAUUUUAUAGCCUUUUAA
Messenger RNA from Erinaceus europaeus (western European hedgehog), 4356 nucleotides. RefSeq names its product centromere protein J (gene CPAP). The transcript has 17 exons. Gene Ontology annotation, cellular component: centrosome; nucleus; centriole. The record is from RefSeq and is a predicted model, not a curated record. Lineage: Eukaryota; Metazoa; Chordata; Mammalia; Eulipotyphla; Erinaceidae. The coding region runs from base 193 to 4191 and encodes 1332 amino acids. Gene Ontology annotation, molecular function: tubulin binding. Gene Ontology annotation, biological process: centriole elongation; cilium assembly.